AUGGGGAAACAAGAGUUGUCAAUUGGUGAAAGAUGUGAGAGUUUAGGAACAGUGGAGCACGAGUUUCUGCAUGCGCUGGGUUUCUGGCACGAGCAGUCCAGAUCUGACAGAGACGACUACGUCACCAUUGUGUGGGACCAGAUUAAAAAGGGUAAAGAGCACAACUUUAUUUCAUAUGAUGAAACUGUGUCAAGCUCUCUCGGUGUGCCCUAUGAUUAUGGUUCAGUCAUGCACUACAGUAAGACAUCCUUCAGCAAUGCCAGUGAACCAACCAUCGUUACCAAAAUACCAGAAUUCUUGGAUGUGAUUGGUCAACGCAUGGAGUUUAGUGACAGUGACCUGCUCAAGCUGAACCGGCUAUACAAUUGUACUACAGCCUCAACUUUUCUGGACUCUUGCCAGUUUGAGGAGCCAAAUAUCUGUGGUAUGAUCCAGGGUGAUGGUGGAAAUGUCAAAUGGGCUCGUGUACAAAGAGUAAAGGGCGGUCCACAGACGGACUACACCAACCUGGGUCAAUGUCAAG
Messenger RNA from Sinocyclocheilus rhinocerous, 523 nucleotides. RefSeq names its product meprin A subunit beta-like. Gene Ontology annotation, biological process: proteolysis. Lineage: Eukaryota; Metazoa; Chordata; Actinopteri; Cypriniformes; Cyprinidae. The record is from RefSeq and is a predicted model, not a curated record. Gene Ontology annotation, cellular component: membrane. The annotation marks the transcript as partial. Gene Ontology annotation, molecular function: metalloendopeptidase activity. The transcript has 3 exons.